AUGUACUUUAUCAUAAGUAAACCAUUAUUAUCCACGAGAUUCUCGUUUCGCACAAUAACCACCAUUAAGAAACAUAUCUUUUUGCCAAACUCACGAAACUUUUAUGUUGGUGGUGUUAGACUUUCCAUUGGUUCUUCGAGUUCCCGAAGUACAUUCAGCAAACAUAACUUAUUAAAAUGUAGUUGGAAAGGAACGAAGACGCGUGUUGGUUAUACCUCUAGGCAACUUCGCGAACUCAGUUCGAGAACAAUGCAACAACAAAGAUUGCCUGAUUCUACUUCUGUUGACCGUGACCUUGUCUAUGUUGGCCCUUUGUCGCACCAUUUGAGACGUUUUAAGCAAUACGCGAUACUUAUAAGCGUUUCUGGUGCAAUACUAAUUCCUUAUGUAUUAAUGUAUGGAAAAGCAAAUUAUGGUGGUAUAGCCAUGGCUUUCUUAUCAUCAAUAAUACCAGUCAUCGUCGUGAACGUAUUGAGCUCACCAUAUGUUAAUCGACUCUAUAUUGAUAUUCCGCGACACAUUCGUUUCAAAGUAAAACAGAACCCAUUCGACCCAGCAAUAUUGAAAAAAGACAGGAACCCCAUUAUUACAUUCGAGACUUUUAAUUGGCGAGGUAAACCGGUGGAGACUAGAGUCCCGUUAAAAGAGUUACGAGAAUCAACGCGUAAAGUGAAGUAUGUGACAUGGGAAAGAAUUCAAUCGAAAAAUAACGAUGACAAUGAUAAUAGUGGUAAAGAUCGUCAUGGUUUUUUUGAUGGAGAAAGAACAGAAUUUUAUGUAGAGACGGAAAUAAUGAGACAAAAUCCGUAUACAGCAGGAUUAAUUGAUUGGAUUAAGAAUAAAAAUGUUAUAAGCAAAAAUAAAGAUCAAAGUUAA
Molecule: messenger RNA, 876 nt
Organism: Ambispora leptoticha
Lineage: Eukaryota; Fungi; Glomeromycota; Glomeromycetes; Archaeosporales; Ambisporaceae
Source: the annotation of a GenBank genome assembly